Molecule: messenger RNA, 2191 nt
Organism: Spinacia oleracea (spinach)
Lineage: Eukaryota; Viridiplantae; Streptophyta; Magnoliopsida; Caryophyllales; Amaranthaceae
Product: organic cation/carnitine transporter 7-like
Exons: 7
Coding region: 369-1892 (507 amino acids)
Biological process (GO): transmembrane transport
Cellular component (GO): membrane
Molecular function (GO): transmembrane transporter activity
Source: RefSeq, a predicted model, not a curated record
CGUAAUAUCCUUUCUCAUUAUUUCUCCCUCAAAAAAAUUCUCCUUUCUCAUAAUUUUUUUAUUGAUAAUUAAGAUUUUGCACUCCUGACUUCGUCGAUCUAACAACGUUGAGUCUAAUCGAUUAGUCGCAGAAACGACAUUCAAAAUCAAUUGGGUCACGUUUGCAUACUCUCUCGUCAAAAAAAGUUUGCAUAUUCUGAACCCGUUGUUAUCCAACAAGUACGUAAAUGGGAUAAGAUUGCAUACGUCUAAUCCACUAUCGUAAGUUAUCUCGAAUCACGAGUUGAAACUGGUGAUUCGGGAGAAAGUUUGCUUACAUCAGACCUCAUCGCCGGUGAAAACAACAUAGUAUUCCAAAUCUAGUGAAAAUGACGAAUGGAAGUGGAACAUAUAGUGUGGACGAUGCACUAGUGAAAGUGGGGUUUGGAAAAUACCAAUACUUUGUACUUGCGUACGCCGGAAUGGGAUGGAUAGCAGAAGCAAUGGAGAUGAUGAUAUUAUCAUUCAUAGGACCAGCUGUUAAAGUUGAAUGGAAGCUUAGUUCUACUGAGGAGAGUCUCAUAACAACCAUUGUAUUUGCAGGUAUGCUCGUUGGAGCAUAUUCUUGGGGUCUUGUUUCUGAUAAAUUUGGAAGAAGAAAAGGGUAUAUGUUCUCAGCAAUAUUAACUGCUGCAGCUGGCUGUCUAAGUGCAGCUUCUCCAAACUAUGUUGUUUUGCUUGUUGCUCGAUGUAUUGUAGGUGGUGGCGUGGGUGCUGGUCCAGUAUUAUUAACCUGGUUUUUAGAGUUUGUACCUGCACCUAGCCGUGGUACUUGGUUGGUCCUUUUUCAAGCUUUUUGGACUGUUGGUUCUAUUACUGAGGCCGCCUUGGCGUGGGUUGUUAUGCCCAGGUUGGGAUGGAGGUGGCUGUUGGGUCUAUCAGCCUUGCCCUCAUUCAUUUUACUAGUAUUCUACCUUAUUACGCCUGAGUCACCGAGGUAUUUGUGUUUCAAAGGUAAAAAAGACCAAGCUUUUCAAGUCUUGGCAAAAAUAGCUAAAGUUAAUGGCAAAGAAUUACCCACUGGUAUUCUUCUCACUGAUAUGGAACUAGAAUUCCAAGACCAGACUACUCCAGCUCAAGAUAACGUUGUACCUAAAAAUUGCAAGGAUUCAGAAAUGAGCAUAGUAAAAUCAUUUAUGUUGCUCCUUUCACCAAAUCUAGCCCGUACAACUUUGCUCCUUUGGUUCGUCUUCUUUGCAGAUUCCUUAGCUUACUAUGGCCUCGUCUUGCUUACAACUCAGCUCAACAAUACAAACAUUGUAUGCAAUUCUUUGGGACACCAUCAACAGUCACAUAGUGCUGGUGCUGGUGCUGGUAUCAACUAUAAGGAUGUCUUUAUCACUAGUAUUGCUGAACUUCCUGGGCUUGUUGCUGUUGGACUCUUAAUUGAUCGACUUGGGCGUAAGAUAUCAAUGGCAGUGAUGCUUGUUGUAUGUUUUGCAUUCUUGAUACCUUUGGUAGUCCCACGGUCAGAAACUAUUACAACCGUUCUUAUGUUUGGUUCUCGAGCAUCUAUUAUGGGAACCUGGACAACUGCUUUCAUAUUUGCUCCUGAGAUAUACCCAACAUCGGUGAGAAAUACUGGGCUUGGGACAGCAAGUUCAAUGGCAAGAAUUGGUGGGAUGGUUAGCCCAGUGGUGGCAGUAGCCUUAGUACAAGGAUGUCAUCAAAAGACAGCUGUGUUGUUUUUCUGUGGGGUGGUGGUGGCUGCAGCAGUUGCAGUUUUGCUGAUUCCGUAUGAAACAAAAGGUCGUGAAUUGGCUGAUACAAUGGGUAGUUCUAAGCACAGUAGAAAGAAAGCACACAAACCAGACUCGGAUGUGCAGUUAUCACCUACUGUGGAUAAUGCAUAGUUCGUUACAAGUUACAACAACAACAUCAAUUAGGAAACACCUCAUCCUUUUAUUCGGGUGUUUAUUUUAGGCAUUGGGAUAACUAUUUGUUUCAAAGCCAACUUUAGUCUAGACUUUAAACCACUAAUUAAUUAUGUACUAGUUUUCAGAACUUAUCAACUAGUUUUCAGAAUUUUAUCAACUAGUUUUCAGAACUUAUCAACUAGUUUUCAGAAUUUUAUCAACUAGUUUUCAGAACUCUACUCAUGUUUACCUUUUUCCCAGAAAUCUAUGCAAAAAUUUCGACAAUUAUAAGUUAA